AUGGCGGUCGCCUUCGCCUCCUCUGUUCCGUCCCGGUGCCGCAAGCCGCCAUCGCCAUCGGCCUCCUCCUUAGUCGCCGAAGCAUGCAUCCUGCGCCAGAUUCAAGGUACUGACACAGAAAUGCUGGGCCUUAUCCAAGUGGCAAGCCUUAUAGAGUCAUCCGCAAAGAAGGGGACUACAGAGCUCAAUCUCCUGGAUAAGCUGGUGGACCAAGUUGAGUGGCUCCCUGUCUCGCUUGGAAAAUUACAGGAUGUCACUGAGCUUGAUCUAUCUGAGAAUAGGAUCAUGGCACUCCCAUCAACAAUUGGUAGCCUUAGAUACUUGACAAAGCUUGACCUCCACUCAAACCAGCUGAUCAAUCUGCCUGAUACCUUCGGGGAACCUUCCAGCCUGAUUGAUCUUUGGCUUGCGUGCAAACCAGCUAAAGUCUCUUCCUACAUCAAUUGGAAAUCUCACGAGCCUAGUCUGUCCUCCCUUUUGCCUACGUAUCAAUUUGUGAUUCUUUAUUCUAAUUUUUGA
Messenger RNA from Miscanthus lutarioriparius, 519 nucleotides. The record is from the annotation of a GenBank genome assembly. Lineage: Eukaryota; Viridiplantae; Streptophyta; Magnoliopsida; Poales; Poaceae.